ACAUGUUUGUGCGGUGGGUUUUCAUUGUCCUCCUUUACACACAAGCAAAUUUCAAAUGUGUUCCAAAUAGGAUUAAAAUUUGGUCGCCUGUCAAAUGCGAGGCGGGGAGACGAUUUUUUGCAAAGUUAGGAGGAAUUCCAGAAUUCCCAACUGAAAUUUCCCAACCGUACUUAUAUCCCUGGUUGGCUGAAAUAAAAAUAUCGAAUUUGGGCCGAAUCCGCUUCUGUUCGGGGGCUUUAAUUAACGACAAAUAUGUUUUGACUUCGCAGAGUUGUGUUUCAGCGCCAAUUCAAGCAAAUCAAAUAAAUGUUCAUCUUGGAUUCUACAAUGGGUAUAAACAAGACGUGUCGGAAAUUUUCCAACCAAGGGUUUUCCAAAGCGGAGUCAGCGAAAUUAUCCGACACUUUUAUUACGACCCGAAUAAUAUUAAAACGGCCGAAAAUAAUUUAGCGUUACUCAAAUUAAAAAAAGAUGUCAAGUAUAGCAAAACUAUUUAUCCGAUCCAAUUACCGGCACCUGCUGAUAAGUUCAAUAAACUUGCUAACACUUUUGGAGAAAAUGUCGAAUGGUCGUUUUUUUCGCUAAAUAAUAAGAAAAUAAAAAAUGUUGAGACAAAAAUAUUGGAUUUGGAACAAUGUAGACGAUUUAAUUCAAAUUAUCAACGAAUUGGAACCGGAGUUAUUUGUGGUGUUGGUGAUAAUCGCUCGAAACCGUGUGGGGCGGAAAUGGGAGGCCUACUCAGUGUUACCAAGCCGAAAAAAAUGUAUAACGUCACAGUUUUAAUAGGUAUAACAGCGUGGGAUCCCCCUUGUCAGAGUCACCUACCCCGAGUUUACGUCCGCUUAGACAACAAACUCGACUGGAUCAGAGAAAAUACCCGCGAUGGUGCUUAUUGUCGUUACUAAACACUCCCAGAUAUGAAAAAAAUUUAUUAUAUAACUUGAAUAA
This is a messenger RNA of Tribolium madens (black flour beetle), 948 nucleotides long. RefSeq names its product melanization protease 1-like. The record is from RefSeq and is a predicted model, not a curated record. The coding region runs from base 3 to 905 and encodes 300 amino acids. Gene Ontology annotation, biological process: proteolysis. The transcript is spliced from 7 exons. Gene Ontology annotation, molecular function: serine-type endopeptidase activity. Lineage: Eukaryota; Metazoa; Arthropoda; Insecta; Coleoptera; Tenebrionidae.